Acomys russatus (golden spiny mouse) is the source of this 3133-nucleotide messenger RNA. RefSeq names its product chloride voltage-gated channel 4 (gene Clcn4). Gene Ontology annotation, biological process: chloride transport; transmembrane transport. Gene Ontology annotation, molecular function: voltage-gated chloride channel activity. Lineage: Eukaryota; Metazoa; Chordata; Mammalia; Rodentia; Muridae. The record is from RefSeq and is a predicted model, not a curated record. The transcript is spliced from 14 exons. The coding region runs from base 630 to 2912 and encodes 760 amino acids. Gene Ontology annotation, cellular component: early endosome; synaptic vesicle; membrane.
GAAACUACGGCCAGGGAGCACCAGCCUCUGGAGGUGGGGCAUCCUGUAUUGCAGAAGUAGGGUUCUCUCCGGACACCUUUUUACCAAUGGUAGAAGGCCAACCACAUUGCAAAGGCUAUCUUCCAGAGCCAAGAGCUGCCCAGGAGGACAGGGCUGGGCUGAGUGGCUGAGCUGAACACGUGAUACUGCCAGACUGCGUCCUGGGCCCUCUGUGAGCCUAAGACUGAAAUCGACAUUUGCCUCUGGCAGGAAAAUGAACUUGUCAAUUUCACUGUGCUUCACACAUUCAACCCAACGGAGCCAGGAAUUGCAGUAGCAAUUUGGCUUAGUAUCUCAAGAACCUCAGAGCUAUAAAGUGUCUUCCUACUCCACCCUCGGACCUUUGGUUCUGCUCCAGCCGCAGGACUCCAAAGACGUCACGUGGCAGAGCGGAGCCCGCCUCCUGAUGAUGUCACAGCGCUAGCAGCAGACGCGCUGAAGAAAGGAUGCUCUAGGAUGCUGUCCAGGUGGACGGCCACGCUGCAAGAUGCGGCACUGCAGGUUUUUGUCCUGUUUGGCUUUCUGCCUUGGAUUCCCCUGCUGAUGGUCUAUAAAGUGUAAGGUGGACUUCUCUUCCAGGAGUAACUAGCAUGGUCAGUGCAGGAGCCAUGAGUGCCUCUGGGAACCUAAUGGACUUCCUCGAUGAGCCCUUCCCUGAUGUGGGGACAUAUGAGGACUUCCAUACCAUAGACUGGCUGAGGGAAAAGUCCCGCGACACUGACAGACACAGAAAGAUAACCAGCAAAAGUAAGGAGUCGAUCUGGGAGUUUAUCAAGAGCCUGCUGGAUGCCUGGUCAGGAUGGGUGGUGAUGCUACUCAUUGGGCUGCUGGCAGGUACCUUAGCUGGAGUCAUCGAUCUCGCUGUUGACUGGAUGACAGACCUAAAGGAGGGGGUCUGUCUGUCUGCAUUCUGGUACAGCCAUGAGCAAUGUUGCUGGACCUCCAAUGAGACCACUUUCGAGGACAGGGACAAGUGUCCCCUGUGGCAGAAGUGGUCAGAGCUUCUGCUGAGCCAGUCAGAGGGUGCCAGUGCUUACAUUCUGAAUUACUUAAUGUACAUUUUGUGGGCAUUGCUGUUUGCGUUUCUUGCUGUCUCUCUGGUACGUGUGUUUGCACCAUACGCCUGUGGCUCUGGUAUACCUGAGAUAAAGACUAUUUUAAGUGGAUUUAUCAUCAGAGGCUACUUGGGGAAAUGGACCCUCCUAAUCAAGACUGUCACCUUGGUGCUGGUUGUGUCCUCUGGCCUGAGCCUUGGGAAAGAGGGGCCACUGGUCCAUGUUGCUUGUUGCUGUGGCAACUUCUUCAGCAGCCUUUUCUCCAAGUAUAGCAAGAAUGAGGGCAAGAGACGUGAGGUGCUUUCAGCUGCAGCUGCUGCUGGUGUCUCUGUGGCCUUUGGUGCUCCUAUAGGAGGUGUGCUCUUCAGUCUAGAGGAGGUCAGUUACUACUUUCCUUUGAAAACCUUGUGGAGGUCAUUUUUUGCAGCCCUGGUGGCAGCCUUCACACUGCGUUCCAUCAACCCCUUUGGAAAUAGUCGCCUGGUUCUCUUUUACGUGGAAUACCACACACCCUGGUACAUGGCUGAACUCUUCCCCUUCAUCCUGCUUGGAGUCUUUGGGGGUCUUUGGGGAACCCUCUUCACACGCUGCAAUAUUGCCUGGUGCAGGAGGCGUAAAACCACCAGGCUGGGGAAGUACCCAGUAUUGGAAGUCAUUGUGGUGACAGCCAUCACCGCCAUCAUUGCCUAUCCCAAUCCCUACACUCGCCAGAGCACCAGUGAGCUCAUUUCUGAGCUGUUCAAUGACUGUGGGGCUCUUGAGUCCUCCCAGCUCUGUGACUACAUCAAUGACCCCAACAUGACUCGGCCUGUGGAUGACAUUCCGGACCGGCCAGCCGGGGUUGGGGUUUACACAGCCAUGUGGCAGCUGGCCUUGGCAUUGAUCUUCAAAAUAGUCAUUACUAUAUUUACCUUUGGCAUGAAGAUUCCUUCAGGCCUCUUCAUUCCCAGCAUGGCUGUAGGAGCCAUGGCAGGCCGGAUGGUGGGAAUCGGCGUGGAGCAGCUGGCCUACCAUCACCAUGACUGGAUCAUCUUCAGGAACUGGUGCAGGCCUGGAGCAGACUGUGUCACGCCAGGGCUUUAUGCAAUGGUGGGAGCUGCAGCCUGUCUAGGAGGAGUGACUAGGAUGACAGUGUCCCUGGUGGUCAUCAUGUUUGAAUUGACUGGAGGUCUGGAGUAUAUUGUACCACUGAUGGCAGCCGCUGUCACCAGCAAGUGGGUCGCUGAUGCCUUUGGGAAAGAAGGCAUUUAUGAAGCCCACAUACAUCUGAAUGGGUACCCAUUUCUUGAUGUGAAGGAUGAGUUCACUCACCGUACCCUGGCCACGGAUGUAAUGCGGCCCCGGAGAGGAGAACCACCAUUGUCGGUACUAACACAGGACAGCAUGACUGUGGAGGAUGUGGAGACACUCAUCAAGGAGACAGACUACAAUGGCUUUCCUGUAGUGGUCUCCAGAGACUCGGAGCGCCUCAUUGGCUUUGCCCAGAGGCGGGAGCUGAUCUUGGCUAUAAAGAAUGCCAGACAAAGACAAGAGGGUAUCGUGAGCAAUUCCAUCAUGUACUUCACAGAGGAGCCCCCUGAGCUGCCUGCCAACAGCCCACAUCCACUGAAGCUGAGGCGCAUUCUGAACCUGAGCCCUUUCACUGUCACAGACCACACCCCUAUGGAGACAGUGGUGGACAUCUUCCGGAAACUGGGGCUCCGUCAAUGCCUAGUGACACGGAGUGGGAGACUUCUUGGGAUCAUCACAAAAAAGGAUGUUCUGAGACACAUGGCCCAGAUGGCAAACCAGGACCCUGAAUCCAUCAUGUUUAAUUAGCAAUAAGGCGGCAAUUAUUUUGAGAAGACCAAUAACUAUAUGAUUUUUAAAGAAAUAACCAAAUGAUACGUUAUGAUCCUAAUGAAAAAAUAUGUACUGGGGACAGCAGAAAUGAAAUCCUUGUUUGAAAGGAGGGGGAGAAGGAUGAAACUUUUUUUCAAAAAGGCAAAACCAUAAAUUAGUAAGCAUUUUAUAGAUUUAACCUCUUACAAGUUCCAAGC